CUUUUCCUCUCUUUUUCCCUCCUACCCUUAUGCUUAUAAGUGUGUUUCCUCUUUAAUCGAAAGAAUGCAAUCAAUCUAUGUACUGGCUAAUGCCUCUUACCUUCAACGUUCUCUCGACGAAUCAAAGCACUUAAUGCGGUUGAUAUUAAACAAGUAAAAAAUAUCAAAAAUGGGUACAUAAUACGUUGCGUGUUAUCAUCCCCCCCCCCCCCCCCUAACAUUAGACAUACCUUCGUGUCAACUUUUACUAAUACGCUUAGCGUCUUAUCCACGUUUCCUUUCCCUUUUUGCGUUUAGUGAGGAGCACGUGUACGAGUAUAAAAUGAAUUCGCACAGAGAGCAUCGAUUCAGUCAAUCGUAACAUGUAGUCGGGGUACGCAUAUAUACCUCUUACCGUCUCUGUUCAUAAACUUUCGUGAUUUUCGUUGGCUAGAUUUAUCCUUUCGCUGCGCCGAGUAUAUAGACUAAAAUAAGAACGCGAUCGUAUGUAUUUUAUUUGCCUUCGAAUCGUUCAUACAAUUUAUGUUUGAUUUUCAAGCGUGUAAUUUUUUAUGUGUUUCUCAUUCCAAUCAUAAUCAAUCGUCACAGAAUAUAUUUUCGUUCGCACGAUGCUGUCCACCUGCAAAAUAUGUUGUGGAAGAAUACCGCAACGAUGGAUAUUCGCAAUAAUGGGUUUUUUGGCGCUCUUUAACGCUUACGCGAUGAGAGUCUGCUUGUCGAUUACGAUUACCGAGAUGGUAAUUCCGAUGCAUGAGAAUACGACACACUUCUAUGACAAUACUUGCCCGGUCAGGAAUGAGAGUGGGAAAGGGGGUAACAAUGGCACGCAAUCGUACGCAAAACGGUAUGAGUGGAGUGAGACGAUGCAGGGUAUUAUCUUGUCGUCGUUUUACGUGGGCUAUGUGAUAACACAUCUACCUGGAGGGAUGUUGUCUGAAAAAUUCGGUGGGAAAUAUUCCCUCGGUUUGGGUAUAUUGGCGACCGGCGUUUUCACGCUAAUUACACCGUUCGUCGUAGAAUAUGGAGAAGCAAUAGGUCUAAUCAUCGUACGUGUGUUAAUGGGCCUCUGCGAAGGGACAACAUUCCCGGCGUUAAACGCAAUGCUGGCCCAAUGGACACCACCUGAAGAAAGGUCCAUGAUCGGUUCGUUGGUAUUCGCCGGUGCUCAACUCGGCACGGUAUUUGCCAACUCUUUGUCCGGUCUCAUUAUUCAUUACUCGGCGAUAGGAUGGCCGGCUGUGUUUUACGUAUUCGGUAGUGUCGGAAUUCUUUGGUUUUUGAUAUGGCUGGUAACGUGCUUCAAUAAUCCAGACACGCAUCCAUUUAUAUCCGAAAGAGAACGAAAUUUUCUACAAGAAAGGAUGCACGCGCAUACGCAUAAAAAGCCACCUUCGGUUCCAUGGAGACACCUUCUUAAAUCUGUACCACUUUGGGCACUAAUAGCGGCACAAGUUGGUCAUGAUUGGGGCUUUUUCACCUUGGUCAAUGACCUUCCGAAAUAUAUGAGCAGCGUACUCAAGUAUUCGAUCAAAGACAAUGGAUUACUCUCCGCAUUACCCUAUUUAACUAUGUGGAUUUGUAGUGUAGUGACAUCUUGUUUAGCCGACUGGAUGAUCACGAAAGGCCUAAUGUCACGUACUAAUGUACGUAAAUUGGGUACUACCAUUGCCUCGCUCGGACCAGGAGCAUUCAUCAUAGGUGCAUCUUAUGCCGAAUGUGACAGAACAACUGUUGUUAUUAUGUUUACCGUUGGUACGACAUUAAUGGGUACAUUUUAUCCAGGAAUGAAGGUGAAUGCUCUAGAUCUCAGUCCAAACUAUUCUGGCACCUUAAUGGCUCUAGUGAAUGGAAUAGGCGCUUUUACCGGUAUUUUGACACCGUAUAUCGUUAGUGAAUUAACUCCGAAUCAGACACUUGCCCAAUGGAGACUCGUAUUUUGGAUUGUUUUUGUUGUUUUCGUCUUGACUAAUCUGAUUUUUGUACUGUAUGCAAACGGAGAAGUUCAGUAUUGGAACGAUCCUGAAUUUGUCAGAAGGGAAAGAGAAGAGAGACGGAUGAAAAUUGCAAACGAAAAAGGAGAAGUUGGUAAAACUAAAGAGCGAUUGAAAAUAUUUUCGACUUAAUGUAAUUCGCGUAAAAAUCAACACACGUCGAUUUUUACAGCUUGAAUAGAAUAUGCAUGAGAUACAUAUUAGAUACAUGCAGAUAAGUUUUGUGCAUUGUAUACAUAAGUGAUUCGUUAAACUUAAACCAUAAAACAUGUAUCCGUGUCGUUUAUAUUCAUGACUAUCUACCUUAUUAUACUCGCUAGAUUUUCUAUUAAUUUAAAAAAAGUCAUUCCGUCUACUCGUUUAUGGAAUGUAUUAGACCUCUAAGUGUAAUAUAGUUCGUUUCUUUCUAUAAACCGAUAUUUCUUAUUAAUGUUUCAGGAAUGAAAACAUUCUUUUCUUAAGCAAAAUAUCUUCCUUAAUUAUAUUUUCUUUUAUCACGCUUUAUCAGAUUAUGCAAUAUUGAAUAUAAUGUAUAACAAAGGGAUAUCAUAAACAGAAAAAGAACAAGAGAAAAUAUGGUGAGGGAACGAAAUUUUGUACAGCCUUAAUAGUAUUUCAAAUUUUUCGGUAGUUAAUAUCUUUCCUUUCUCUUCUUCUGUCUAGUCCAAGUUCGAAACGAAUGAUAAGUCGAACAACUGUGUAGAUACAUUUACAUCGAACACACGUUAACGAGCGAGAAUGAAAGACACAUCUGGCUAUUAUGUUACAUUGACGUGUUCUCGCGACUAACGAGAUUCAGUGUACCUGAAAAAUAUUUUGUAACUACGUGUGUUAAAGUAAGUGUGUACAUCGUUAAAUAUUGUUUCUAAAAUAAAUGAGAAGAUGAUGAAAAACUAUACAUAUAGAUAUAUAUAUAUAUAUGAUUGUUUAAAAUAAAACGUGUGCGUAUACACUUAUACAUAUAUGAAUGACAACAUAUAUAUUAUGAAUAGGAGUAUAAAACAUAUGACAUGUACGGCAAAUAUUGGCAUAAACUUCUACAUUUGUCUCUUUAUUGCGACGUGAAAAAAUAAAUGUAUUUUUUGAUUGUUAUUAUUUACUAUUCAUAA
Molecule: messenger RNA, 3100 nt
Organism: Bombus huntii
Lineage: Eukaryota; Metazoa; Arthropoda; Insecta; Hymenoptera; Apidae
Product: putative inorganic phosphate cotransporter
Exons: 4
Coding region: 609-2123 (504 amino acids)
Biological process (GO): transmembrane transport; monoatomic anion transport
Molecular function (GO): transmembrane transporter activity
Source: RefSeq, a predicted model, not a curated record